This is a messenger RNA of Armigeres subalbatus, 1528 nucleotides long. Its product is annotated as threonylcarbamoyl-AMP synthase-like. Lineage: Eukaryota; Metazoa; Arthropoda; Insecta; Diptera; Culicidae. Gene Ontology annotation, biological process: regulation of translational fidelity. The transcript has 2 exons. Bases 715 to 1455 code for a protein of 246 amino acids. The record is from RefSeq and is a predicted model, not a curated record. Gene Ontology annotation, molecular function: nucleotidyltransferase activity; tRNA binding; double-stranded RNA binding. Gene Ontology annotation, cellular component: cytoplasm.
AGCCUGGUAUUUCGUAUAUAUAGAUCUGUCAUCAUCAUCAGAAUCGUCAACAUCGUCAAUCCAUCUGCUCCGGAGUUUAGUGAAUUCUAUUCUUUUUCGCCACGAUGUGAAUUGUCUCUAAAAGCUUUAAAAAUUAGUGAAUUUCGUUCGAAAUUAAAAAAAAAGAAAACGGGAGGCAAUCGAAAGUUCCGUGGUCAAGCACCUUCAAUCUCGGAACUAGUUAACAUUGCGUUCGCGAUAAAGCUAAGAGUUGAUUUUUUAGUCAUGUCGAACUCCGACGUAGCUGAAUGGUUUCCGACCCAGUGAAUUAACACUGCGCUGGAAUGAGUGGUGAAAAUAUGAGACUAUCCAGUGGAAUAAGUAAGAAGGUGGAUCCGACGGUGAAAUAAAUUGCUGCAAGCAUCCAGUUUGUCAGUAAGAACGACAUGGAGACCAACGAAAUAACGAUGUUCCAACCAGGAGGUGAAGCUGAAGGAAGUUGAUCAUGUUAUGGGCGGUGCGGCUGCCUGGGAAAACGUAGAUUCAAUUGACGCCGAUUGUCCGGCUUGUGCCCAUAAUCGUGCGUAUUUUAUGCAGAUGCAAACUCGUUCGGCAGAUGAACCUAUGACAACGUUCUACAAAUGUUGUAAUCCUACCUGGGGUCAUAAUUGGAGAGAAUAAUUUAAUUUUGAGGAUUGUGCACUAGAUUUGAUAAGCUAUUGAGACUGGAAAGACAUGAUUUUGGCGCGUAAGUUGCCAUCAAUGAAAAGAUUUAGAUUACAUUCAAAAAUGAAGUUAGAGGAAAUGUCUACAAUUGUGACUAGUUCUGUUAUUAACGCCAAUGACGAUCAAGCGAUUCGCCAGGCUGCUAACCUGCUCGAAUCUGGUAAAGUCAUUGCGCUUCCUACUGAUACCGUGUACGGGUUAGCAUGCAGUGCAAACGAUCCCAAUGCUAUUCAAAGACUUUAUGCUAUCAAGGGACGAGAGGAGAAAAAACCAGUGGCUAUAUGCGUUGCGGAUUUCUGCGAUUUUCGAUUUUGGGGACAAGCAGAUCAUCUGCCGGAUAAGUUGCUCGCACAGUUAGUUCCUGGACAUGUAACUCUCAUUGUUCGGAAAUCUGCUAAUCUUGAUAAUCCGUAUCUCAAUCCGGGAGUUGAAAAGAUUGGAAUAAGGAUUCCUGAUUUCGACUUCAUCAGAAAUGUUUCCAGAGAAUUCCGAUUACCGGUGGCACUAACUAGUGCAAAUAAGAGCUCCGAGCAAAGUACAUUAAAUGUUAAAGAGUUCCAGAAACUGUGGCCAGCGCUAGGCGCUGUUUUUGAUGGAGGGCAACUAGGAGUUCAGGAAGAACAACGAACGGCUUCAACAGUUAUUGAUCUGUCGCAGAUUGGUCUGUACAAGGUAAUCCGCGAAGGUGUCGCUGUAGAGCACACAAUUCGAGUGGUCGAGCAAUUUGGCUUUAAAGCAAUAGCACAAUAGUUAAGGAAACAAUGAUAAGUAUUAAAAAUAGAUUAAAUUUGCAAAAUAAAAUGUAAAUGGUUCAUGAGGUCAA